Molecule: messenger RNA, 615 nt
Organism: Caenorhabditis angaria
Lineage: Eukaryota; Metazoa; Nematoda; Chromadorea; Rhabditida; Rhabditidae
Source: the annotation of a GenBank genome assembly
AUGUCAUCUAAAAAUAUGAACGAAGAAAGUUUGGAGUAUAUCAAGAACAACUUGAGCUUUGGAGAUGAUGAAUUGGUGAGUUUUGGCGGGAAAAUUUUAAGUUUAAAAAUUAUUUAGGAAAUCUCAACAAAUUUUUACAGCCAGCCGACAUCUACGCAAAAAUCUUCAAAAGCUUCAUGAUGUUCAUUUUUUCGAUUCAAUGCUUGUUUAUGGUCAAUUGUAUUUCGGAAGAUCCAACAAAUUGGAUUUUUUGGGCAUUUGUAAGUCAAAAAAACCUUUUUUUUUGGAAAUGACAAAAAAUCAGAUGAACAUUUUCAAGCAACAAGAUUUCAAUUUUAGGGCCUUUCCAAUGUGGUGACACUUGUUGGAUUUCACCAUGAUGUUUGGCAAAUUCUAUUUGCCUUCAUCUUUGUUGAAAUCGCCACUCUAAUGGCAUCAAUCCAAAAACUCAAUGAAGAUCCAGAAUUAUUCCUUUUGGAAUUCGCAAAUGGAUGGCUCAUCCUCUCAAUUUUCUUGAUGUGUGUUUCAACUUGGAAUACUUACAAGAUUGUUGAGAGAAAAGAAAUCAAGAAUGGAAAAAUAAAAGCUAAGAAGAGCACUGUUUUCCCACAAUAA